Salvelinus namaycush (lake trout) is the source of this 1442-nucleotide messenger RNA. It is a transcript of the gene tmem69, whose product is annotated as transmembrane protein 69. NCBI's taxonomy places the organism in Eukaryota, Metazoa, Chordata, Actinopteri, Salmoniformes, Salmonidae. The record is from RefSeq and is a predicted model, not a curated record. The transcript has 3 exons. The coding region runs from base 311 to 1060 and encodes 249 amino acids.
ACGUACAAGCUAACGUUACUGUUAGCAGGCCAUUGAAUGAGUGCGACUCGCCAAUGAACGAUUACGCAUGGUGCAACUUUCAAUAUUAUUAUAUUAGCUAACAACAUAAAUUACUAUAUAUGCAUUACUUGACGUGAUGACACAUGAACAUCGAAAAGUGUAACUGUCAACGGCCAUGGAUGAUAAAUGGAGCUAGCAGCAGACGAAAUCAACGGUGUCAAAAUGGCCACCUACCUAGAGAUAAAUGUCUCGAGCCUCACACAGACCACUUUCUUGUCUCUGUCAAUUCAGCUAAUAUCCGAGAUAUAAGAUGUUGGCUGGUAUAUUUAGAAGACCCAUCCUUACUGCUCACAAGCAGAUGUCCUGCCUGUCUGCUGGUGCCUCAGUCAGGGUGUCUGAUGCCUCCUAUAGUUCCUGUCCCCUGUGGCCCUGCAGGGUCUCCUCGGCCAGGCUGCUCCCUAAAAUAAGUGAUGCUGUUGGUCUAUUGAGGACCCAGUACUUCCACAGCUCUGCUGCGAGGCUGAAGAAACGACAACAACCAGAGCCUCCACCCAGAGAGUUGGACUUGCUCCGUUAUGACAUGAGAGACCUGGGAAAGAGCCCCAAACCAGCGCUGUACCUGAGCCUCUCCAGCCUUAUCCCUUUCAUCGCUGCUCCGCUCGUCAUGGCUGUGACCGAGACCUACCUGCCAGAAGUGGCCUUCGCCCAGGUGGCCUAUGGAGCGUCUAUCUUGUCUUUCCUGGGCGGUGCGCGGUGGGGCUUUGCCAUCCCGGAGACUAGCCCGGCCAAGCCAGACUGGAUCAACCUGGCCAAUAGCGUGGUUCCAUCCCUGUUAGCCUGGCUGGCCAUGCUGUUCAGCGACACGAUUACCCCAGCAGCUAUGAUGGUAAUCAUGGGGCUAGGCAUCUCCCUACACUAUGACCUGUCUCUGCUGCCCACCUACCCCAGCUGGUUCAAAGCCCUGCGUACUAUACUGUCGGUGGUGGCCUUCCUCUCACUGGUGGCCACACUGGUUCUCAAGGGAGUUUACCUGGAGAAGAAGAUAUUCUCAGAGCAAUGAAUUCAUGCUACAGAGUAGACACAUUUGUAAUUGAACAUAUUUUAAGUGUGAAUGGAAAGAUCUCUAAAAUGGUAAAGAGUGUUUGUGAUGGCAUAUGUUUGAUUGUGUUAUUUAUGGUACUUAAAAAUGGCUGACUGAUACUAAAUGUGUAUCCUUUAGGCUCUGGUUCUGGCAAUACUGUAAGGAGCAGGUGGUACGUUUCAGACAUCUGCUGUAUAUCCAUGUGGUGGUGUGUCAGUGUCAUGCAUUAUUAUUGCAGAUAAUAAAACAAUGGAAUGGCGGCGUGACCAGCCUCAGCCUACAAUGAAUGAAUGUGUGAAAGGCUUGAAAGAAUGACUCGGCACACCUUUGUAUUAAAAUAUUGACUUGUUUUAUUGUAAAA